UGUGAGUAGGACUGCGAACAUCAAAACGCUGAAACCUACAGGCGGGGAGCUUACAAACUACUCGCUUUACAGGAACUGCUCUGGUUGUGCAGCGGGUUUCAUCAGAGCAUUUCAUUCUGAAAGAAGCACAAUCAGACUAAACGACGCGAAACGCCACGGCUAUAGUGAAAAGCUUCACUUCUGAGGAGUGUAUGUCUCAAACGUUAAGUUUUUAGAAUACGUAUCAGAAGUAGCUUAGACAAAUAUAUACAUAUAUUUUUUUUUUAAGAAAAUUGAGCGUGGAGUUUUCAGCUGCUGAGAUAUUAGCGCAGAACUAGGUAACACUGCGAGCAUAGGUUUUUUUUUUUUUUUUUUUAACUGUAAAAGUACAUUUCACCAGAGUAGUAUUUUCCAUUGAAUAUACGUUUUUUUUUAAUGUAGCAUUACGUAUACUGUAUAUAUAAACUUUUUAAAUCGGGUGGAUUGAAGACUACCAUUGAGUCUGUGAUGGAGCAGUGAAAUGGAGGCGCUCGGAACAUUUUGACAACAGCAGGGUCCUCUGGCAGUUUGUGAUUCUGGAAACUUGGCAGUGGCUCUUGAGUCUGCAUCCUCAAGCAACACCAACCCACUCUCCCCUACCAAGUGUCUUUGGCCAGUCUGUUUACUGACUCUCAGUACCACAGCCAUGCUACUGAAAGAAUACCGGAUCUGUAUGCCUCUCACAGUGGAGGAGUACAGGAUUGGCCAGCUGUAUACCAUCAGCAAACACAGCCACGAGGAGAGCGACAAGGGGGAAGGCGUGGAGGUGGUGCGAAACGAGCCACACAUAGACCCCGUCCAUGGAGAGGGGCAGUUCACAGAGAAGAGGGUACACUUGUCCAGUAAGCUUCCCAGCUGGGCUCGAGCUGUGGUUCCCCGCAUAUUUUAUAUCACAGAGAAGGCCUGGAACUACUAUCCUUACACAAUCACAGAAUAUACGUGCUCCUUUUUACCAAAAUUCUCUAUUCACAUAGAAACAAAAUAUGAAGACAAUUGUGGAGACAAUGAAAAUAUUUUUAAUACAGAUAAAAAUAACUCUGAACAUGAGGUGUGUUUUCUGGACAUUGCAUAUGAUGAUAUCCCAGACAGACACUACAAAAGCUCAGAGGACCUCCGGUGCUUUGCAUCUGUAAAAACAGGACGGGGACCCUUGAAAGAGGGCUGGAGAGAGAAAGACAAGCCAGUUAUGUGUUCCUACAAACUGGUCAGCAUCAAGUUUGAGGUGUGGGGGCUCCAGACCAGGGUGGAGCAGUUUGUGCACAAGGUCAUCAGUGAUAUCCUGUUAAUAGGACACCGGCAGGCCUUUGCAUGGGUGGAUGAGUGGUAUCAUAUGACCAUGGAUGAAGUGCGGAAGUAUGAGAGAGAUACACAGGAAGCCACCAACGAGAAGAUUGGUCCGGUGACGCCCACAAUCUCUGUCAGCGAGGUGUCCAAGCCGUCCACUUCUCACAGCGCCCCUUCCAGCGCUCCCUCCACCCCCGUCAACGGAGACCCUCCCGACUUCCUCAACGUGCCCAAAGACCGGCCGCGCAAGAAAUCCGCUCCCGAAAUGCUGACCCUCCCGGAGAUGAGGGAGCGAUCACAUCCAAAGUAGAGUUCAACUGGAUAUGCCACCAAAACUUUCUCUUUUGUUUUGUAUUGCAGCAGCCAAAAACUAUAAUAAACACACACACACACACACCCCCCCCCCACACACACACAAAUGUUUGAAUAUUGAACCCUAAGGGGUUUUAUUUUGUAAACCACCUAUCAGUCAGGGGGUUCAUUUUAAGAUACAGGAUGACAGUUAUGCAUAGCAGACUUUUUUUUGUUUUAUUUUUGUGAAAUAUUACUGGGCACAGGUGCUAAAUUCGUAAAGGUAUCACUAAUCACUUGAGUGAAGAGAGUAGCACUUUCUGAUCAGAGGUUAAAAUUCGGAUUCUGACUCUAUGCUUAUUAAGGUGCAGCAUGAUAGCGCCAGAGAGCCAAGAAUAGUUCUAGUUGUGUGUUCAUUAUUGAUAAAUGGUACACAGGACUGAAGAAUAUUUCAAAGGAUUUUGGAGGUGCAUGGCGGUAGUACUAAAAAGCUCAGGAAGAGGCUAUGUGAAGAUCAUCUUCUCAUUUACAAGAUUCUCCUUUAUGCACGGCCCAGUCUCGUACUUCUAUCCCUUUUAAAAAUAAGCUGUUUCAGUCACUGGAAUAAAACCAGUUGGUCAACUUCUAAUCCUUCCAGGAGGAUUCCAUUUCAGGUGGGAACAGUUAACGUCGCUGAAACAUGUCUUUUCCUUGAAGACUGUGCCACCAUUGAGGUUGGAAGUACUGGUUUUGCCCAUUGUAUCAUGUAUUUUCUCAGAAGACUGAAUUACAUUUCAAAGAAGCAAGACAAACUCUCAUCAGAAAAAAUAAAAAAAAAGUAUCUUGUUGCAAAAUCUUGUUACGCUAACUAGCAUGUAAUGAUGCCAUAAGAAAUGCACCGCUUUUAACUUUGCUGGUUAAGAUUUUUUGUUUGUUUGUUUCCUGUAAUUCCAAGCAUUUAUGAAGCUUUUUGUAUGUUUUUUUAUAAACAUCUUGCAUUUAUUUUAAUGCUUUCCAGGUGUAAUUUGCUCUUCAGCCUGUGUAUUUUUGAUUUAUUUUUUAUUUAGAAGUAAUCAGCAGUCCUGCAUCAUAGUGUAGUUUGCUUGUAACCUGCUGUACAUGCAUAUUAGGAGUACAAGAACAUUUCGCAAAUGUUCUUUGUCAUCUUGCGAUACAUUGUUGGCAGAGAUACAGGCUCUGUAAUGCUAGUUUAAAGUGAUACAUCUCCCUACAGAAUGUGUGAUGUGGAGUGUCAGUUACUGGAUCAAAAAUUUAACUGAAUAAAGUCAAUCCUCUCUUAUGCAACAAACUCAAGACUUUUAUCGGUUAAGGCACCCUAUACAAAAAAUGCAUUUUCUACCAACAUUUGACUAAUUUUCCCCAGUCUGUUGGGUAGACAAAGAAUAGUAAACAUCACUUUUAAAUAAUCUUGGAUCUGUUGUUCAUUUAAAAUGCAUGCGACUUGAUAGACGCUGUAUCGCAGUAAACUGAAGCUCUAUAAUGAAGUGAUUUAUCUUCUCUCAUUCUUGUCUACCAUCUAAAUGUUUGUUCUAAUAGGAAAUAAAGCUCUUGCUAAGUCACUUUAGAAGUCUGCCUUACACUGAACGGUUGUCCAAAUACUAUGCUAUUUUCAUUCUAAUUAUAUUGUUGGGAGCAUAGCUAAGAGAAUGUGCUUUCUAAUGAGAAUGAUAUUGAAAUAGAAUUAUAUGGACCACAACUAGAAUGUAACCAGUUCCGUACUAUGAAGGGAAAUUACUGACAUAGUCUCUCUCUCUCUCUCUCUCUCUCUCUCUCUCUCUCUCUCUCUCUCU
Molecule: messenger RNA, 3383 nt
Organism: Polyodon spathula (Mississippi paddlefish)
Lineage: Eukaryota; Metazoa; Chordata; Actinopteri; Acipenseriformes; Polyodontidae
Product: cytoplasmic phosphatidylinositol transfer protein 1-like
Exons: 10
Coding region: 665-1612 (315 amino acids)
Biological process (GO): phospholipid transport
Cellular component (GO): cytoplasm
Molecular function (GO): phosphatidylinositol transfer activity; phosphatidylinositol binding
Source: RefSeq, a predicted model, not a curated record